AUGACCAACAAGAAGCUUACAGUCCUCCUUGCAAUUGUUGCUUUGGUUCUUGCCGCUCCCAUUCGUCUGGGAACGACCGUUACGAUAGAUAGCAAAUCGGUCUUUUGUCUACUUCUUCCAAGAAAACGCGGUGGCAACAUUGCCGCCAGCGAAAGUAGUGCGGUUUCAUUUUGCACAAAGGCAACUACUAACACACCUAAUACCAAUAUUCUUCCGAAAGACUGUAUAAAGACAAUAAAUCACGCUACUGGACCGGGGUACGUUCAAAUAAUGGGCAGAAUUGACAGUUCCAAAUACGGUUUGCGUUCAGACGACGGUGGUGGCCAGUAUGAUCCAAAGGCUCGUCCUGGUUCAUCCUGUGCUGGAGCCAAGAAGUUUGUACAUUUAAUUGAGCCCGACACACAAUUGUACUGUAUACGUUGCUGCACUGACCCCAAGAAAUGCAACACUGGAAUAAGUACUAAGGGAUGUAGAGUAAUUAUUCCUGGCACGUACUGA
Molecule: messenger RNA, 498 nt
Organism: Paraglomus occultum
Lineage: Eukaryota; Fungi; Glomeromycota; Glomeromycetes; Paraglomerales; Paraglomeraceae
Source: the annotation of a GenBank genome assembly